Messenger RNA from Funneliformis mosseae, 729 nucleotides. Lineage: Eukaryota; Fungi; Glomeromycota; Glomeromycetes; Glomerales; Glomeraceae. The record is from the annotation of a GenBank genome assembly.
AUGAUAACGGAUGAGAGACAGGUGGAUAGGUUGCAAGUGCAACACCAUCUCUUCCGGACGCUAUGGGGGGGAAAUUUCUGCUCCCCUAUAGCAGAAGAAUUAAGAGCCGGUGGAUCCUAUGUUUUGGACGUGGGAUGCGGUCCGGGAACAUGGAUUUGUGAUAUGGCCACGGACUUCCCUAAUUCAAACUUCACAGGUGUCGAUAUAGUCACCACAUUCCCAACAGAAAGGCCCCGAAAUGUUACCUUUAAAAAUGGUGGCGUAAUAACAGGGUUACCGUUUCCUGAUAACACAUUUGACUUCGUUCAUAUGAGCUCAAAAGUGCUCUAUUUCACGGAAGCAGAGUGGAGGACGAAAAUCGUCGUUGAACUCGUAAGAGUUCUCAAGCCCGGAGGUUACUUGGAACUUGAGGAUGGAGAUGGAGAAUGCUAUAAUAUGAAUAUGAACCCUUUCAUAGUCCAGCAAAUCGAGGAGAUAAUGGUAUCCUCUGGGUUAAUAAAUAUUCGGCAUAGGGAAGUUGUCAUCCCAAUUGGAAACUGGGGUGGAAAUUUAGGAGUGUUGAUGGUAGAUCUAGUUGGAAGUCUUUUUUACGGCCUCCGUGAUAAGAUAACUAAUCAGAUGAAAAUUCGUCCUAAGGAUUUUGACCGAAUCCUAGAAACAUGCAAAAAUGAAUUGGACGUUUAUAAAACUUAUGCCAAAAGUUAUCGGUUUUAUGCAAUGAAAGCAUAA